CAGGUGACGCCUACUGAUGAGAGCAGCUUGGGGCCAACAGGGAAAGCACUCCUGUCCCUAUCAAGUCCAGAUAGUGAGGCUGUUGGAGCAGGUGAACUGUCACAGUAGGCUGUGUGAGGGGCGACAUGAUGGCGUCCAGUGGCUACAGGCUCACCAGACUCUGCGCCUCCCUCGUCCUGGUGCUGGUGAUUGGCGCUAAAGAGUCCGUGGCUUUCAACUGGACAUCGACGUUACAAAAUGGCAGUUUGAUUAACGACUGCACAGGUAACACUGUCACCUUCAACUGGACCUAUACUACCAAAGACGAUGAACACAUCCUCAACAAAGAGUGGUACUUCAGACAGAACGGGACAGGCAACAAUAGCCUAAUUGCGACAAUGGUAGCUGGAAACUUUCUGACAGCGGAUGGUGACCCACGGUUGCAGGUCACACAAGACGAGACUGGCAUUCACCUGCACAACGUGACGUCAGCUGACAGCGGCGUGUACUCCAUGCACCUGAACGUAAUCGGACCCUCGGGACAGACGGUCAUGGGCUACCAGGAGGUCAAGCUGGACGUCGCAGAAGGACCGCAGACAUCCAGCGGGUACCUCAACGUUAGUCUGAUAACCGAGCCGGUACUCCUGAAGGAAAGUGGUCAGUACCAUGCACAGCUUGUCUGCGGCAACUUCACCACCAUGGGUAACCCUCCCGUCUCGCUUGAGUGGACAACCCCAGGAGGACACGUGUACCCGAGCACCUUCUCCACUGCAAACAACUUCACGUUUGCGAUUCCUAAUCCAGUGGAGAGCGGAAACUACACCUGUCGCCUCAACACCUCCCUGCCAUCCGAGGUGUGCGCCAAGGCCGGCACGCUGCUGAGUGAAAGUGCCUCGCUCCUCCUGGACGGCCAGGAGAUAAGGCUACAGCUCAUGGAGUACAGGAUGACAAAGCUGGAAGCAGAGCUGGCAAAUCUUCGAGGUUUAAAAUCAGACCUCGACCGCACGCACACACCGGAUGUAACAAGCGAGUCAACAAGCCAGACUGCAAAACUUGUGGGGUAGCAGUGGGCCACUAGUGGGGUAGCAGUGGGUCCCAGUUGGGUGUAUAGUGGGGCCCACUACUGCCCCACUAGUUUUGCAGGCUGGGAAGUGUGUAGGAAGACUGGCGACACCUGCUGAGGUGGUCACGUGGUGCGAGCAGUCUCCUGGCUGACAUCUGACCAGUUUCAGUAUUUGCCGGCGCCACGUUCACUGACAUUCUGUGCUCGGCGAUCAACGAAGCAUCAUGUCAAUAAAGACUACAACACUGAGCAAGAUUCGGGAAUUUU
Messenger RNA from Pomacea canaliculata, 1309 nucleotides. RefSeq lists its product as uncharacterized. Lineage: Eukaryota; Metazoa; Mollusca; Gastropoda; Architaenioglossa; Ampullariidae. The transcript has 6 exons. The record is from RefSeq and is a predicted model, not a curated record. The coding region runs from base 126 to 1043 and encodes 305 amino acids.